AUGGCGGCGCGCGCGCUGCUGCUGCUGGCGGCGCUGUGCGGCGCGCGCGGCGCCGGCCCCGGGCCCCCCCCACAUGCCGCGCCAGCGCUGAGCUUCGACCUGCCGCUCUACAACGUCUCCAUUCCCGAGAAUAGCGCGCCGCGGACGUACGCGGUGCAGUCGCCUGCCGCGCCACCACUCGGCGUGCGCCUGCCCGCGCCCGCCGCACGCGUUCGCUUCCGCAUCCGGCACGGCGACAAGGACAAGUUCUUCAAGGCCGAGGAGCGCGUCGUCGGCGACUUCUGCUUCCUGCAGAUCCGCACGCGCACGGGCCAGGCCGACGUGCUCAACCGGGAGCGGCGCGACUCCUACCGCCUGGAGGUGCGCGCGACGGCGCAGCUGGCAGGCGGCGCGCAGCUGGAGGCCGACGCCGUCGUCGCCGUCGAGGUCACCGACGAGAACGACCUCAGCCCGCUGUUCUACCCGACCGAGUACGACGUGACGGUCCCGGAGGAUGCCGCGCUGCACUCGAGCGUCGCGCGGGUCUUCGCGGAGGACGCCGACCUCGGCAUCAACGGCGAGAUAUACUACAGCCUCGCCGAGCCGACGGACCGCUUCGCCGUGCACGUGACGAGCGGCGUGGUGACCUUGACGCGCGUGCUGUCCGCGCUGGAGAGUACUAGGCACGUCGUCACGGUGCUGGCGCACGACCGCGCCUCGCUCAUCGCGCGCGGGGACGACGCACCCGCCGCGCGCGCCACGCUCGUGGUCCGCGUCGCGCGGGCCAACCUGCACGCCCCGGAGAUCGCGGUGCGCCACCUGCCGCUCCCGAUGGGGAACUCAACGGGCGACAUCUACGCCAUCGUCGCCGUGACCGACCGGGACGCCGGCGAGCACGGCCGCAUCGCCGACCUGGACAUCGUCGACGGAGACCCGGACGGCCAUUUCCGCGUCCGGAAGUCGGCCCAGGCGGGGGAGUACGACGUCCUGGUGCACGCGCUGCUGGACCGUGGGGGCGCGCCGCGCGUUUACAACCUGACCCUGCGCGCGACGGACGCCGGCACGCCACCGCGCUCCUCCUACGCGACGCUGCCCGUGACGCUGCUCAACACCGACGACGACGCCCCAGUCUUUAGCCGCGAGAUCUACGAGGCGAGCCUGUCGGAGACCGCGCCGCCGAACACGCCGGUCAUUCGCCUCAAAGUGACGGAGCGCGACGGUGGCGCCGCGCGAGUCUACAUCGAGAUAGUCGGGGGCAACGAGGGCGGGGAGUUCGCGGUGAACCCCGACACCGGCGUGCUGUACACCGCUGUCCGGCUCGAUGCCGAGGACAAGGCCCUGUACACCCUCACCGUGUCCGCCAUAGACCAGGGCGACGCCGGCACUAGGAAGCAGUCCUCGGCAAAGGUGAAGAUAGCGGUUCUGGACGCCAACGACAACGACCCCGUGUUCGAGGACGGGGACAUGGAGGUGGCGCUGGCCGAGAACGGGGCAUCGGGCGCCGAGGUGGCUCGCGUGCUGGCGCGCGACGCGGACUCCGGCGAGAACGCGUACAUAUCGUACAGCAUCGCCAACCUGCAGCCGGUGCCCUUCGACGUGGAUCACUUCUCCGGCGUCGUUCGAACAACGCGCCUCCUGGACUACGAGAGCAUGCGGCGGGAGUACGUGCUGCAGAUCCGGGCGAGCGACUGGGGGCUGCCGUACCGCCGCCAGGCCGAGAUGCGGCUGACGGUGCGCCUCGAGGACGUCAACGACAACCGACCUCAGUUCGAGCGCGUCGACUGCGUCGGCUACGUGCCGCGGGGCUCGGCGAUCGGCUCCGAGAUAGUGACCCUGUCGGCCAUCGACUUCGACUCCGGCGACGUGGUCUCGUACCGCGUGAUCGGCGGAAACGAGGACAACUGUUUUUCGCUCGAUUCCACCACCGGGGUUUUGAUUCUCUCGUGCGACCUCGCGGACGUCCGGGCGGAGACGCGAAUCCUGAACGUGACAGCGACCGACGGAACGCACUUCGCCGACGCGGCCACGCUCACCCUCCACCUGGUAAGCGGCGCCGGCCGCGCGGAGGCCGGCGCGCUCGAGUGCCGCGACACCGGCGUCGCCCGGCGCCUCACGGAGACGCUGGCCGCGGCGGAGCGGAGCAACGCCCCCGUCGACUUCGCCGAGGACUUCCCCCCGGCGCCGUCCCGUUACGGGGAGAACCUCCACUACCCGGAGUUCGUGGACUUUCCGGUGGAAGUGAAAGUGAACGAGUCGGUCGCGCUCGGCACCUCACUGGUGCACCUCCACGCGAGCGACCGCGACCUGGGCUACAACGGGCUACUCGUGUACGCCAUAUCCGGCGGCGACGCCGACUCCGCCUUCCGCAUCGACCCCGACACGGGUGAGCUGAAGGUGAUCGGCUACCUCGACCGCGAGCGCGAGAGCGAGUACUACCUGAACGUGACCGCGUACGACCUGGGUGCUCCGCAGCGCUCGGCGUCGCGCCUGCUGCCCGUCACCGUGCUCGACGUCAACGACAACCCGCCGCGCUUCGAAAGGACGCUCGCCAGCUUCCGCGUCACCGAGAACGCCAUCAACGGCACCGCCAUCUUCCGCGCCAACGCCACGGACCCCGACGGCGGCGCGUUCGGGCGCGUGUCGUACGCGCUGCUCGGCGGCGAGGGCGACUUCUGCGUGGACCGCGAUGGCGUGGUGGCGGUGUGCGCGGCGCUGGACCGCGAGCGGCGCGCGCUGUACGAGCUGACGGUGCGCGCGACGGACGGCGGCGGGCUGAGCGCCGAGGCGGUGGUGCGCGUCGCCGUUGACGACGUCAACGACGUGGCGCCGCGGUUUGCGCUGGCGGCGUACAGCGCGCGCGUGCGGGAGGACGUGCCGCGCGGCACCGUGGUGGCUGUGUUGGAGGCGUUCGACCCGGACCUGGGCGCCGGCGGCCGCGUCUCCUACAGCCUGCCCGACCAGCCGCCCGACGACGCCGCCUUCACCGUCGAUCCCACCUCGGGCACGCUGCGCACCGCCCGCCGCCUCGACUACGAGGAGCGCCAGGUGUACGGUGUGACUGUGCGAGCAACGGACGGCGGCGCGCCGGCGCUCUGGGCGGAGGCGACGCUCAUCGUGGAGGUGGGCGACGUGGACGAGAACGCGCACGCGCCGGCCUUCCCCGCGCCCGCCAUCGCCGCCACGGUGCGCGAGGACGCCGCGCCGCCCGCGCCCGUGCUGCGCGUCGCCGCCGCCGACGCCGACCCGCCCGGCCGCGACUCCCGUCUCGCCUACUACAUCCUGGCUGGCUCCGGCAUGCCGCACUUCGCCGUCGACGACACCGGCACCCUCCGCACGCAGACGCCGCUCGACCGCGAGACCGCGCCGCACUACUGGCUGACGCUGUGCGCGCAGGACCACGGCCUCGUGCCGCGCCACUCCUGCGUGCACGUGUACGUCGAGGUGGAGGACGUCAACGACGUGGCGCCGUGGCCGGAGCGCGCUGAGUACAUCGCGGUCGUGCCGGAGCACUGCCCCCCCGGCACGCCGGUGGCUCGCGUAACCGCGGUGGACGGCGACGCGGCGCCGGCGCCCGCGCGCCUGCGCUACUCCAUCGCGGCUGGCAACCCAGACGGCUUGUUCGCCGUCGACGAGCUCACCGGCGCCGUGACGACGACGGGCCGCGCGUUGGACCGCGAGGCGGCGGCGGCGCACGCGAUCGAGGUGGCCGUGUCGGACGGCGAGCUGACGGGCUCGGCGCGCGUGCGCGUGCUGCUGGCGGACAUCAACGACCACGCGCCCGCCUUCACGCAGAGCUACUACGACGUGCGCGUACCCGGGCUAGGGGCGCGGGGCGCGGUCGCCGGCGACGAAGACGACGCCAGCUCGGAGGGCGAGGCGGACGACGCGGACGACGCUGACGACGAGGGGGAGGGCGCGCGCUGGGAGCUGUGGGACGGCGACGAGGCGGCGGCGGGCGCGUACGCGGUCACGGUGCUGGCGCUGGAUGCGGACGCGGGCGACAACGGCACGGUGCGCUACUCCGGCCGCGCGCGGGGGCCGGCGCGCCGCCUGUUGCGGGUGCAUGCGCGCUCUGGCCGCGUCUACGUCUCUCCGCGCCUCGAUCUAGCGCCGCCCCGCGCUCACGAGAUUGCUGUGCGGGCGUGCGACGGCGGACGGCCGGCGCGGUGCGCGGUGGCGCGCGUGCGCGUGCGCGGCGCGGGGCGGGGCGGGGGCGGAGCGCCGGUGCUGCGCGCGCCCGCGCCGCUGCAGGCCGCCGAGCUGGACGCGCCCGGCUUCCUCCUGGCGCUGCUGCAGGCCACCGACCCCGACGGCGACGCUCUCUACUACGACAUCGUCGACGGCGAUCCAGACGGCGACUGGGUGGUGGGGCGCGAGGACGGCAGCGUGGUGCUGGCGCGCCGGCUGCUGUGGGAGCGGCGCGCGGCGUACGCGCUCAACGUGAGCGUCACCGACGGCGCGCGCACGACGCAUGCGCUCGUGGCCGUGACCGUGAUCAACGACGCGCACGAGGGGGGCGUGGCGUUCGAGCGCGAGCGGUAUGCGGUGGACGUGUCGGAGGCGGCGCGGCCGGGCGAGGCGCUGGUGGCGCUGCGGGCGGCAGCGGCGGGCGGCGCGCGCCUGCUGUACGGUGUGCUGGCCGCGCGCGCACCGCGUGAUCUGCCGCUGUUCCGCCUGCACGAGCUCACCGGCGUGCUGGAAUUGGCGCGCCCGCUCGACCGGGAGACGGCGGCCACCCACGAGCUGACGGUGUGGGCGCGCGACCAAGCGCCACGCGCGUCAGUCGCGUUCGCGCGCGUCACCGUGCGCGUCCACGACGCCGACGAGCACACGCCCGAGUGGGGCCGGCGGCUGUGGGAGGCGCGCGUGCCCCGCACGGCCGCGCCGGGCGCGCUGCUGGCGCCGCUGCGCGCUUCCGACCGCGACGCCGGCGCCGCGCCGCCGCGCUACUCGCUCACCGGCGACGCCCGCGGCCUGUUCGUCGUCGACGACAACGGUGACGUGCGGCUGGCGCGCGCGCUGCCCGCCACCGGGCCGCGCGAGUACGCGCUCACGGUGCGCGCCGCCGGCCCGCCGCCCGCCGCGCGCGCCGCCACGCUGCCGCUUCACGUCAUCGUGGUCGAGCCCGACGACGCGCCUCCCAGGUUCGUGUCGGACGACAUCGCGGUGGAGGUGUACGAGAACUCGGCGGCGGGCACGGUGGUGGCGACGGUGGAGGCGCGCUCGGCGACCGCUGUGCGGUACUGGCUGGCGGGGGGCGGGGGGCGAUUCCGCCUCAACCCCGCCCACGGUGCGCUCGCCCUCGCCGCGCCGCUCGACUACGAGACCCGGGACCUCUACAACCUCACCGUCACCGCGCAGAACAUGGGCGGCGGCGAGGCGACGGCGCGCGUGACGGUGCACGUGCUGGACCGCAACGAGUUCCCGCCGGUGCUCGAGUGCGCCCACUACCGCGGACGCGUCUCCGAGUCGGCCGCAGCGGGUGCGCUCGUGCUGGACUCGGCUGGCGCGCCGCUGGUGCUCCGCACGACGGACGCGGACGGCACCGCCGGCCCGCGCACCUUCACCGUGCACCCGCCCGCCGCCGCCGCGCUGUUCCGCGUCGACGCCACCACCGGCGCGCUCGCGCUCGCCGCGCCACUCGACUACGAGGCCCGGGCCGUGCACGACUUCACUGUGCGCGUCGAGGACGCGGGCGUGCCGCGCCUGCCCGCCCACAGUACGGCCGCCGUCACCGUCGACGUCCUCGACGAGAACGAUACGCCCCCCGCGUUCGAGCGCGUAUCAUACGAGGCCAGCGUCCUGCUGCCCACCGCCGCCGGCGUGCUCGUGCUGGCGCUGGCGGCUCGCGACCCCGACGGCCCCGCCGUCAAGUACGACAUCGCAGACGGCGACCCCCGCGGCGCCUUCACGGUGGACGCGAGUGGCUCCUUACGCGUCGCUGACGCCGCCGCCGUGCCGCCCGCCGCGCGCCUGCGCGUGCGCGCCUCCGACGGCAAGUUCGCGGCGACGACGCGCGUCGACGUGCGCGCGCUCGAGCCCGACAACUCGGGCCUGGCGUUCCAGAAGGCGGACUACUACGGCUCCGUGGUUGAGAACUCGACGAAGCCCGCGACCGUGGUGGUGCCGGCCGUGCUGGGCGCCGCGCUCGACGAGCACGUGGAGUUCUCGAUCCUCAACCCGGCGGAGGGGUUUGAGAUCGGAUCGACUUCGGGCGCGGUGCGCACCACGGGGCUGGCGUUCGACCGCGAGCUCCGCGACUCGUAUAUGCUGCUGGUGCAGGCGCGGAGCGCGGGGCGCGGCGCGGCGCGGGGGGCGGGGAGGGUGGCGCGCGCGCGGCUGCACGUGACGGUAUCGGACGUCAACGACAACUGCCCGGUGUUCGUGGGGCUGCCGUAUGCGGCGGCGGUGCGCGCUGGCGCCGAGCCCGGCCCGGUGCUGCGCGUGCGGGCCGUCGACGCUGACGCCAACGACAAUGGCGAGGUGCGGUACGAGAUGAAGCGCGGUCACGGCGAGCUGUUCCGCGUGGACCGGCGGUCGGGCGAGGUCGCCCUCAAGCAGACUCUCGACGCCCACAACCAGCUCUACACGCUCGUCGUCGCCGCCUUCGACGGAGGCACGCCAGCGUGCGGGUCGGAGGCGACGGUGUCGGUGCGCGUGUGGGCGGGGGGCGCGGCGCCGGCGUGGCCCACCCCGCACGAGGCGCGCGCCGUGCGCGAGGACACGCCCCCCGGCACGCCGCUCGGCCCGCCCCUGCGCGCCGUCUCCCCGCUCUCCCGCCAGCUCAUAUACACGCUGCAGGAAGGCGCCGCCGACCUCUUCGAGAUACAUUUUGACACGGCGCCCCGGGGGAGCGGCUCAUGCACGCUGGUGGCGCGCGGCGCGCUGGACUACGAGGCGGCGCGGUCGCACGCGCUGGUGGUGCGCGCGACGGACGCGGCGAGUGGGCUGGCCGCUGACCUGGCGCUGACGCUGGACGUGCUCGACGCCAACGACUGCGCGCCGCAGUUCGAUCGCGACGAGUACCGCGCCACCGUGACAGAGGCGGCCGCCGUCGGGACGACUCUUCUCACGAUGCGCGCCACCGACGCCGACAGCGGCGAGAACGGGGAGAUCGUGUACUCGCUGGCGUCGUGGGGCGACGAGGGGGCGGCGGCGUUCGCGGUGGACGAGCGCAGCGGUGCGGUGCGCGUGGCGGCGGCGCUGGACCGCGAGACGCGCGCUACACACCACCUGCUCGUCACCGCCACCGACGCCGGCCGACCGCCGCUAGCCACCACCGUGCACCUCAUCGUCGCAGUGGAAGACGUGAACGACAACGCGCCGCGCAUGGAGCGCGCAGUGAUCUCAGCGGUGGUGUCGGAGGAGGCGGCCCGCGGCACGGCGCUGGCCCGCGUCGUGGCCGUGGACGAGGACGCCGACGCCGAGCUCGAGUACGCGCUGGUGGCCGAGCCGGCCGCACGCCGCGCACUCGCGCUCGACCCGCGCACCGGCGUCCUGGCGCUACGGGACGCCCGCGCCGCCGCCGCCGCCGCCGUCAGCGCGCGCUCCCUCAACGUGUCCGUGUCUGACGGCGCGCACGCCACGUUCGCGCGCAUCAAGCUGUCGCUCGCGCCCGUCAACCGCGCGCCGCCGCACUUCCCCCACCUCGUGCACGAGGCGCGGGCCGUAGAGAACCAGCCGCCGCCGCUGCUCCUCACCACGGUGAAGGCGUACGACGACGACGUCGGCGAGUACGGCACGGUGACUUACUCGAUCCCGUCGGGCGUCCUGCGCGAGACGUUCGCGGUGGACCCCGGGUCCGGCGCGCUGACGACGCGCGUGGCGCUGGACCGCGAGCAGCGCGCUGAGUGGGAGGUGCCAGUGACGGCCAGCGACGGUGGCGGGUUGCUGCGCCACACCGCCGUGCGCGUGCGCGUCGCCGACGCCAACGACAACGCGCCCGAGUUCCCGCUGCGCGAGUACCGCGCCGCCGUGCGCGCAGACCGCGCGCCGCACGCCCCCUUCCUCACGAUGACGGCGUGCGACGCGGACGCGGGCGAACACGCGCGCCUCACCUACAGCGUGGUGGAGGGCGAGCGCGCCGACACCGCCGGCCUCUUCGCCGUCGACCCGCACACCGGCGCGCUUGCCUUCGCGCGCAACGCCUCCGCCUUCGCGGGUCGCACGGUACAGGUGUGGGUGCGGGCGGUGGACGGAGGCGGCCUGGCGGGCGAGGCGGCGGCGGCGGUGUCGGUGCUGGCGGCAGGCAAGGGCGCGGGGGGCGGGCCGGUGGGGUUGCGCGCGCCUCCGCCCGACGUGUACGUGCGCGAGGAUGCGGCGCCGGGCACGCUGCUGGCGGAGCUGGGCGGCGCGCGGCUGCGACUGGCGGCGCCGGCGCGCACCGCCGACCGCGACCUGUUCGCCCUCGACGCCGCCGGCCGCCUGCUGCUAGCCGCGCCGCUCGACCGCGAGAUCGCUCACGAACAUGUCAUCGGUAUAAUAGCGGAGAGCGGCGACGGUGAGGGGGGCGCGGCGGUGAUGGCGGUGACUCGGCUGCACGUGCUGGACGUCAACGAGCACGCGCCCGCCUUCCACUCUCGCCCCUACGUCGUGCACCUCGCCGAGAACGCCCCGCCCGGCACCAGCCUCGUGCAAUUGAUGGCGGACGAUCCCGACGCUGGCGCCAACGGCGAAGUUCGCUUCGCGCUAGCGGCUGACGAGGGUGCGGACGAGGCGCCGUUCGCGGUGGACGCGCAGAGCGGCUGGGUGACGACGACCGCCGCGCUGGACCGCGAGGCGCGCGCCGAGUACCGCCUGGCGCUGGUGGCCCACGACGGCGGGGUGCCGCGGCGCAGCUCGCGCGGCUCGCUCGUCGUGCGUCUCGUGGACUACAACGACUGCGCGCCGCGGUUCGAGCGGGAGCAGUACGCGGCAGGCGUGCGCGAGGACGCGGCGGCGGGCACGGUGGUGGCGCGGCUGGCGGUGCGCGACGAGGACGCGGCCGGCGUGCCGCUGCAGUACUUCGUGGCGGCGGGCGACACGCGCGCGCGGUUCCAGCUGCGCGGCGGCGAGCUGCUGGUGGCGCGCGCGCUCGACCGCGAGCUGCAACCCGCCUACGACCUCACCGUCGCCGCCACCGACGGCAAGUUUACCGCCUACGCCGCCGUUCACGUCGACGUCAUCGAUGUCAAUGAUAACCCCCCGUACUGCGUGCGGCAGCGGUACAGCGCGCGCGUGUCGGAGGCGGCGGUGGCGGGCGCGGCGCUGCUCACGCUCGAGACGCGCGAUGCCGACACGCCCGAACACGCGCGACUGCGGUACUACCUCACCGGCGACGGCGCCGAACAGUUCACCAUCGACCAGGAGAGCGGCCAGGUGCGAGUGGGCGGUGCGCUGGACCGCGAGACGCGCGCGCGCUACACGCUGCGGGCGCACGCCGCCGACCGCGAGCGGCCGGACUGGGGCUGCUCGGCCGAGCUACACAUAGACCUGGACGACGUCAACGACAACGCGCCCGCCUUUACCGCGCCGCUUUACAGCGUCACGCUGCCCGAGGACGCGCCGCUCGGCUCCUUAGUCGCCAAGGUUCAUGCGACUGACGAAGAUCUCGGGGAAAACCGACUGCUUCGGUUUUCGUUAGCCGAGGGCCCGAACGACGUCUUCGAGAUCACAGCCGACAGCGGCAUCAUCACCCUGCGCGCGCCGCUCGACCGCGAGGCGCAGGCGGAGCAUCGCCUGGCCGUGCGCGUGGCGGACGCCGGCCGCCCGUCGCUCACCGCCACCGCUGCCGUGCGCCUCACCGUCGCCGACGUCAACGACAACCCGCCCGUGUUCGAGCGCACCUCCUACACCAUCGCCGUCGCCGAGCUGACCGCCCCCAGCGCCGAGCUGCUGCGCAUCCGCGCCACCAGCCAGGACACCGGCGUCAACGCCGUCGUCCACUACGACCUUGUCGCCGGCGAAGACCGCGAGGACUUCAUCCUAGACCGCACCACUGGCGUGCUCAGCGUCGCCCGGCCGCUCGACUACGAGCGCCGGCGCGAGUACCUCCUCACCGUGCAGGCCGUGGACGGCGGGUCGCCGCCGCUCAGUGACCACGCCACCGUCAACGUCACCGUCACUGACGCCAACGACAACGCCCCAGUGUUCUCGCAGCCGGCGUACGGCGCCCGCAUCCGCGAGGACGCCGCCGUCGGCGCGCGUAUUCUGCAGGUCAUCGCGGACGACGCGGACUCGGGUGCCAACGGCCGCGUGACGUACUCCAUAGUGCGGGGCGACCGCGCCGGGCACUUCGCCGUCGAUCCCGAUACCGGCUACGUGUCGGUGGCCGCGCCCCUCGACCGCGAGACCGUCGCCGCGUAUGCGCUGGAGGUGCGGGCGCGCGACCGCGGCUCGCCGGCGCUCGAGGCGACCGUCGCUCUCACCGUGGAGGUCACCGACGCCAACGACAACCCGCCCCUGUUCGCGCGAACCAACUAUUCGGCCGUGGUGCGGGAGGACCGCCCGCUCGGGCACACGAUCCUCGAGUUCGUGGUCGACGAUGCGGACGCACCACCGAACGCCGCGCCGUACACUUUCGACUUUCAGUCCGGCAACGAAAAGGGCGCGUUUCGCCUCGACCAGGACGGCCGUUUGAGGUCGGCGACGCGCUUCAACCACCGCAUCAAGGAUCGCUACGUGCUGCAGGUGCGGGUCUUCGACAACGGGACCCCGCCGCUCUUCUCGGACGCCUGGGUGUACAUCAGGGUGAUCGAGGAGUCGCAGUACCCGCCCGUCGUCACCCCGCUGGAAGUGGUCAUCAACUCCUACCUCGACGAGUUCCCGGGCGGCGUGAUCGGGCGCGUGUACGCGUCCGACCGCGACGCGGACGACACGCUGAGCUACGGCCUGGCGCCGGCGGAGGGCGCGCCGUACCCCCCUGCCGACCUGUUCGAAAUCGACGCCGCCGACGGCACGCUGCGCGCCGCCCCGCGCCUCGACGUCGGUGACUACCGCCUCAACGUCACGGUCGACGACGGAAAGUUCGCCGGCUUCGCGAUCGUCAGGGUGUCGGUAGUACUCGUGUCGGACGAGUUGCUCGCGCAGGCCGUCGUCGUGCGCUUCCGCGAGGUCACCGACGCCGAUUUCGUGCUGAGCCAUCGGAAGGGCUUUGUGCGCGCGGUGAGGGAGGCCGCCGACUGCGAGCCCGGUGACGUGGUUCUCGUCAGCGUGAUGCCGGCGGCGGACGGGCGCGAGCGGCAGGCUCGGCAGGUGGCGCGCGACCUGGACGUCGCUUUUGCGGUGCGCGCGCCCAGCGCCGGUGGCUUCCUGCCGGCCGACGCGCUACGCCGCCGCCUGCACGCGCAUCUUGAGCGGCUGGAGGAGAGCGCCCGCCUCGUGGUGGAGGAGCUGCUGCGCGCCGCGUGCGGCGGUUGCCUUCACGGCGCCUGCGCCGAGCGCGUCGCCCUGGAGGCGGCAGCGCCGCGCGUCGUCGCGUCGGACGUGUUCGCGCUGGUGGCACCGCCGCACAGCCUGCGCGGCGAGUGCGUAUGCGCGCCGGGCUACGGCGGCGAGCGCUGCGAUGCGGCCGCCGCCCCGUGCGACUGCGGCGGGGAGCGGUGCGAGCCGGGCUGCCGGGUGGCGGCGCAGGUUGCGUACCUUCAGGGUGACGGCUACCUGUCGUACGCGCUCGAGCGCGGCGCGGUGGCGGGCGCGCGGGUGCCAGACGACGAGCUCAUGGUGGCGCUCCGGUUUCGGACGCGGCAGCCGCGCGGCGUCCUGCUGGCGGUGGAGGGCCGCGUGGACUACGGCGUGCUGGAGCUGGUGGAGGGGCACGUGCAGUUCCGGCUGGAGCUGGGCGCGGGCGAGGCGCGGGUGCGCGCGGGCGGGCCGGCAGCGGACGGGGAGUGGCACGAGGUGCGGCUGGAGCGGCGCGGGGCGGCGGUGCGGCUGGCGGUGGACCGGCGCGCGGCGCACGCCACGGCCCCGCCCCCCGCCGCCGUGCUCGACGCGCGCGCCGACCGCGUGCUCGUCGGUGCUGCGCUCGCUCGACACGCUCAUGCGCUUGCGCCGGAGCAGAUAACUUACGGAUUUUACGGAUGUCUCUCCGACAUCAAAAUCGGAGGGAGCGCGCUACCCCUGGAGGAGGGCAGCACGUCAGCGGAUGGGCGUGCGCAAUUGAUGCGGCGCGUGCGAGUGCGCGUGGGCGGCACGUGCCCCGCGCUGCCGGCGCCGGACGCGUGCGGCGCGCAGCCCUGCCUCAACGGCGGCACGUGCCGGGUGACGGCGGGCGGCGGCGGGUACGAGUGCGCGUGCCACGAGCGUUUCUCGGGGCGGCGCUGCGAGGUGGACGCGGACCCAUGCGCGUCGGCCCCGUGCCUGCACGGCGGGUACUGUGCGGCGGCGGGCGGCGCGUGGCGGUGCGCGUGCGCGGCGGGGCUGGCGGGCGCGCGGUGCGAGCGUGGCCGCUGGUGCGGCGCCGGUGCGUGCCUCAACGGCGGCGCGUGCGAGGAGGGCGAGUGGGGCCCGUCGUGCCGGUGUCGCGGUUACUACGGCCCGCGCUGCCAGUAUGACGUGGACGAGUGCCUGGGCGAGCCCUGCCUCAACGGCGCCACCUGUCUCAACGAGCCCGGAUCCUUCCGCUGCCUGUGCCCGCCCGAUAAGACCGGCAUGAACUGCGGCAACCCGCUGUACUCGGACGCGGUGGUAGCGGGCGAGGCCGCGGGCGGCGGGCGCGCUCUGCGCGAGUUGUGGCACUGGGCGCUCGCUGCGCGCUGGCCCCUGGCGGCGGCGGGCGCGGCGUUGCUGCUGCUGCUGCUACUGGCCGCGCUGCCGCCGCUGCUCCGCCGUGCGCGCCGACCGCCGCCCGCGCCACUCAACAGCGCCAUCGAGAAGCGGCCGCCGCGCGCCAAGCUGUCCAACCUGGAGGCGGGGCGGCGCGGCCGGCCGAUUUCCUGCGCCGAGCCGCCGCCGCUCAACAACAUCGACACGCUCCGCUCGUACGGCUCCGCCGGCGACGAGCUGGAGCUGCCGCCCGACUACCUGCGGAACCUCAACGUCGAGCCCGUCGACCGCAAGCCCUGGUCCGAGCAGAUGCACCUGCACACCUUCGUCGACAACAAGAUAUACAACGAUCUCAAGGCGUGCAACACGCGGCGCGGGCGCGCGGGCGAGCCGCACCUGGUGGGCGGGUACCACUGGGACUGCUCGGACUGGUGCGGCGGCGGCGCGCUGCCCGGCAUCAGCGAGGUGGCGGGCUCGGAGCGGCCCGACACGGAGUCACCGUCGCCGCCGUCGCCGCCGACGUCGCGGCCGCGCGCGCUCUUGCCGCCCGACACCGACUCCGCGCCCGACGAUCUCGACGCGCUUCGUUUCACGGACGUGUCUUCGUGCCUGCUGCACGAGGACCGCUCGCCGCCGCCGGACGUCGCGCUCGACGAGUCGGCGCUGCGCGCGCGCUCGCUGCGGGACACCGACGCCCACAGCCUCAUCACGAUGUUAGAGGAGCGGCACUCGCUGCUGGGUGGGUCGUCGCGCUGCAGCUCGCUGUCGGCGCACCUGUGCGAGAUCGAGGAGUCGGACGCGGACGACGCGGACGAGUGCGGGGACGCCCCGCCCCCCGCGCCUCCCGUGCCUGCCACGCACACGGAGGUGUGACAGCGGCGCGCGGCCGCAGCGCCGCAGCCCCGCUCGCGCGCCUAGCACGCGCCCCGCACCCCCCGCCGCAUGGUUAUAUACGAGACUAUAUUUUGAUGUGAUAUCCGACUCCCCCCGAGAGUGCGGCUGCGGUUGGACUGCGGAGCCGGAGUCGCGAAAGAUGCCGAGCGAUGUUCGUCUGUACCAUAUAGGCUAAGUCGGGACGUCGCCGGCCGUCGGCGCCGACGGGGGCGCAUCGGGACCUGUAUAUAUAGUUUUACGCGAGGCCGACGUGUAUGUAUGUAUAUAAGUUGGAGUCGCGUCGAAUCGACGCGGCGAGUGACUACCAUGGUGCUCCGAAGAUAGUUUCAUAUCAUAACUUAAAAGUAUAUGCAUUUACGACUCUCUCUCCUGUAGGCUAGUUACGUGUAAGUAUUCUAUUUUUAUAUGUGUACGGCCGCGCGCCUCGUGCCGUACUGACUGACCGGUGCGCCGUUCGGCGCCUUACCGUUUCGUUACUAAAGUCGUUUGUGUCUCCCGUAUGAUUGAUGAUAAUAAUUUAUUUGACUAUUGUUGUGUUGUAUGUUUUAAAACGACUAAUAAAGCGAACAGAGUACAAUCGAAA
Molecule: messenger RNA, 14200 nt
Organism: Aricia agestis (brown argus)
Lineage: Eukaryota; Metazoa; Arthropoda; Insecta; Lepidoptera; Lycaenidae
Gene: kug
Product: fat-like cadherin-related tumor suppressor homolog
Exons: 26
Coding region: 1-13596 (4531 amino acids)
Biological process (GO): homophilic cell-cell adhesion
Cellular component (GO): plasma membrane
Molecular function (GO): calcium ion binding
Source: RefSeq, a predicted model, not a curated record